GUCAAAUCACAAAAUCCCAUGUUGUGAAUGUCCGAGAUCUAACCAGGAUUCUCAACCACAAAGAGUUUAGCGCAUGAUUCACCCGGCAAAGCAUGAGAAAGCAGUGCCACUCGAGCCACCACAGCCUCAUUGACAUUUCUGUGAUAUUCCGUCAACAAUCUGACUUCCUCCCUUCUUCAUACCACAACAAACAACUUUCCCGACCCGCGCAAACCACCCACUCUUUCCUCAAACAUUAAUAACUACCUUCUGAUCAUCUUCGCUGCACACAUCUCUCACAAUGGAUGACUGGGACACUGUCACGAAGAUCGGAAGCCGAGCCCGCGGUGCUGCAGGCGCACAACGAGAGACCGUCGUAAAGGGCAAGUCUGCACUCAACGCAGCUCAAAGAAGCGGUGCAGUCAUCGGUACAGAGAAGAAGUUUGGCGCUGGAAACUCUGCUUCCAAACCCGGCGUCGAAGGCCAACAUCUCACCAAAGUCGACCGAAGCGAUGAUAUUGUCAAGCCCACAGCUGUAGGAAAGGAAGUUGGCAACGCUAUUUCCGAACAGAGACAAAAGAUGGUCCCGAAGAUGACGCAAAAGGAUCUGGCGACCAAGUGCAAUACCACACAGAGCAUCGUGGCGGACUUCGAGCGGGGUUCUGCUGCUCCAGACCAGAAGCUGUUAGCAAGCAUGGAGAAGAUUCUGGGUAUUAAGCUACGGGGUAGUGAUAUUGGGGCUCCACGAUUCGGACCGAAGAAGAAGUGAGCAGUCUUGGAUACUGGGAGAAUGAUAAGACGAACAAUAUGCAUAUUCUGAUGAUGGGCACGAUGGAGUGGUUUAAUUGUCUACUUUCGGGAAAGGGGAUGGUCUGACGUUGAAGCAUUCUUGCGCUUUGCCACCAUAGAAGUCAGGAAAACCAGGAAUAGAGAAGUA
This is a messenger RNA of Mollisia scopiformis, 916 nucleotides long. Its product is annotated as putative multi protein-bridging factor 1. The transcript is spliced from 2 exons. NCBI's taxonomy places the organism in Eukaryota, Fungi, Ascomycota, Leotiomycetes, Helotiales, Mollisiaceae. The record is from RefSeq and is a predicted model, not a curated record. Gene Ontology annotation, cellular component: nucleus. Gene Ontology annotation, molecular function: DNA binding. The coding region runs from base 281 to 748 and encodes 155 amino acids.